Molecule: messenger RNA, 1389 nt
Organism: Anthostomella pinea
Lineage: Eukaryota; Fungi; Ascomycota; Sordariomycetes; Xylariales; Xylariaceae
Source: the annotation of a GenBank genome assembly
AUGGCGGAUUCAGAUGGCGAAUACCAUGCAGGCGAUGCCUCCGACGACGAAUUCAGCGGCGCACCCGGGUCGCAGCUCGAAACGCGAUCGCGGUCACGGGCUGACGGGCCUAAGAAGAGUGGUCGCAAAGGUGGGAGGGCCGCCUGGGAGGACAUUCAACGAUCUUGGGACGCCGUGGUCGAGGGUGCCGACGGGACGCUUGCGGGCACCAUCGAAGGGCUUGCCGAAGCAGAGAAGCGCGCGCGACUGCUGAAGGACACAACACCUCUACAGCGCGGUAUAAUACGGCACCUGGUUCUGGUGUUGGACAUGUCCUUUGCCAUGACGGAGAAGGACCUGCUGCCUAGUCGACACGAGUUGAGCAUGGCGUACGCUUCCGAGUUCGUCAGAGAGUACUUCGAGCAGAACCCCAUAUCACAGCUUGCGGUCAUCGGCAUGCGGGAUGGCGUGGCCGUGCGGAUAAGCGACAUGAGCGGCAACCCUACAGAGCACCUCGAGAAGAUCCAGGAAUGGGUCAAGCAGGAACCCCAGGGGAGCCCCAGCCUGCAGAAUGCGCUGGAGAUCCACACGCCAACGCACGGAACGCGAGAAGUUGUGAUAGUUUAUGGUGCCCUGAUGUCCAGCGACCCUGGAGACAUCCACGACACAAUACAGUCUCUUAUCAAAGACCGAAUACGAGUGUCGAUCGUGGGACUGGCGGCGCAGGUGGCCAUCUGCGAAGAACUGUGCUCGAAGACGAACGGAGGCGACAACUCGAGUUAUAGCAUAGCGCUGCACGAACAACAUUUCAGAGACCUACUGCUAGCCGUCACGACACCCCCCGUGACGCGGACACAGGAACAGAGCAACGCAAGCUUGCUCAUGAUGGGCUUCCCGUCACGGACCCUCGCUGCUGGCGACAGCAUCAACUACUGCGCCUGCCACAACCGGCCGACGCGUGAAGGCUACGGCUGCACGCGGUGCGGCUCCCGCGUCUGUCGACUGCCUGCUGAGUGUCCCGGGUGCGGACUCACCCUCAUUCUGUCAACGCACCUGGCGAGAUCCUACCACCACCUCUUCCCCCUACGGAACUGGGUCGAAGUCCCAUGGUCCGAGGCCAGGAGGUCCAAGGCGUGCUGCUCCUGUCUAGCACCGUUUCCGGACGUACCGGGCGGCGCGAAGGGCAAAGGCAAGGGCAAAGGCAAGGGCAAAGAGAAGCCAGAUCGACUGCCCCUGAAAGGUCUCAGCGAGUCGGGUAGAUAUGCGUGCGAGGUCUGCCGCAGCCACUUCUGCAUAGACUGCGAUCUCUUCGCGCACGAGGUAUUACAUAAUUGCCCCGGCUGCCAGAGCGAUACCAGAGGCGCGCAACAAAACGGCGACAUAAACGGCGCGAUGGAGAUAGACCCUUGA